Messenger RNA from Fusarium graminearum PH-1, 1551 nucleotides. RefSeq lists its product as uncharacterized. The record is from RefSeq and is a predicted model, not a curated record. The transcript is spliced from 6 exons. The coding region runs from base 1 to 1551 and encodes 516 amino acids. Lineage: Eukaryota; Fungi; Ascomycota; Sordariomycetes; Hypocreales; Nectriaceae.
AUGGAUAAUUCUAGAUACUUCUCUGAGAGUAACAUAUCUAGCGUACUUAUUAUCCCUCACGCAGUACUAAGCGUGAUUGCUACUGUAUUUAUCGUCUUGCGAGUAUGGACCUCAAGAUACAUUACAAAAACACCAUCUACUGUCGAUGAGUGGGUGUCUAUAGCAGCUUUGUUGAUCAAUCAUGCCCUCCUUAUUUCUGAAGGCGUUUGUUUGUGUUUCUCUGGUCUCCUUGGCUUUUACCUACUGACCCGCUCUUUAGGUGUGCAUUAUGGGUAUGGACAGAAUAUCAUCAAAGUUAUGAAAGAAUACGGCGGUCCCUCGGACUUUCUCAGGACUUUCAUUGCCUGCGAAAUAACAUAUGGACUCUCCUGUGCCGUAUCCAAGAUAGCAGUGCUUACCAUGUACUACCGUAUCUUUUCAACUUCAAGGCUGCUUCGCUACUCUACGUGGGUAAUGUCUGCUAUGAUUGCUUCAUGGGGAGUCGCUGUCGUCUUCGUCAGCAUCUUUUCAUGCAACCCGAUUCGAGGCUUUUGGGACAAGACUAUAGCAAGCAGAUGCAUCGAUACCAAUAAGUUUUAUGUUGGAAUCACUAUUCCCAACAUAAUGUUCGAUUUUGCCACGGUGGCACUACCUGUCUGCGAGGUCUGGAAAUUGCAGAUGCGAAGAGAGAAGAAAUGGGCUAUAACCAGCAUAUUCUUGCUCGGUGGAAGUGUUGUACUUGCGUCAAUCGCACGUCUGGUACUCUUCCUGAUCUACCAAACCUCGCAAAACCCUACCCAAACUAUCAUCUUCGGUCACCUAGCAUCAUCUUCUGAAGUAUGUCUUGCUAUUAUUGGCGCCUGCCUACCUUCAUGUGCACCGCUACUCAAGCAGUGGCUUCAGAGAUUUGUGUCUACGGUGCAAGAUGACAGGAACAGCACAUCGGACAAGGGCAACAAAGCUACACUGGUGACUAUAGGCCAGAAGCGUAGUCGUGGCCAUGUCAGCGUGAAUGCCAAACGGGAUAACGAUCAAGGUUCUUUCGAGCGUCUUGAUGAUAAUGGGAGCUUCCAGGGUUCAACCGACGGCUUGUAUACGGAUGGAGCUCGCUCUCCUAUAGGUAAUGGCAAAUCUGGAGCGUGGAAUCAAGUACAUAUUCGCUGUCGUUUUAUUGCUGUUGCGACGCUUAUUGGCAGCUAUGUUGCUAGCCCCUGCAAGCCUCACGCGUCGUUUAGUACAACCACGAUUGCCACGUUUAGCACCAUUGAAGCCACAUUAACUACCGAUACUACUGAUUCCUGGAACGCCAUCGAAACCACUACAGUCUUCGCAGACACCACAACGAUUGGCACUCAUGAGGCCUCUACUUGGUCUACUGAGGUCCUAACCUUUGAGUCCACGACCACCGUUGAACCCACAACUACCACAGCUGCAAUCGAAACUACGAACACUGUUGAACCCACAGCUAGCACCGAAACCACGAAAAAUGUAGAACUCACGACUACUACAACCGCCGUCGAUGCCCCUACGCCCCUCGCAACGUUCACCCUCAAGGUUAGCAACUCAGUCUAA